AGCAUGGAUCGGGCAGCAGCCCAAGAAAUGGCGGUCAAAGAUGGAGACAAUCCAAUAGGCCGAGGCCCGAGGCCGAGAGCGGUGUGUGUGUCAACAAGUGCUGUCCUCCUGGACUCCACACUGUCCUCCCAACACCCCUAUAAGACUCGGCACACUCCACCUCCCUGGGGCUGCCCAGUACUGUCGUCUUGCCGAUUAGUGCCCAGCCUUCGUGUUGGUGGCCGCCGAGAUCGACCGCCAUUGCCGCCCCUCUUGCCUGCUCUGCUUUCGUCUUUGUUGUUCGAUCGGCAUGGGCGGGUUGCCGCGGCGGCUUGUCGUGGGGAGCCUCUGGCUGACAGCCUUGGCGCUGCUGCUGUGCGCGGAUGCGGCGGCGGCGGCGGCGGAGGGGACGGCGGGGGUCGUGAGCGUGGACGCGCGGCGCGCCAUUGCGUCGACGGACGAGGACUUCGUGUGCGCCACGCUCGACUGGUGGCCGCCGGAGAAGUGCGACUACGGCACCUGCAGCUGGGGCCACGCCGGCCUCCUCAACCUCGAUCUGUCCAACAAAAUCCUGCUCAACGCCGUCAGAGCAUUCUCGCCGCUGAAGCUCCGGCUGGGCGGCACGCUGCAGGACAAGGUGGUGUACGGCGCCGGCGACUCCGGGCAGCCCUGCAAGCCGUUCCUCAAGGGAAACGGGUCAGAGUUGUUCGGUUUCACGCAGGCAUGCCUGCCCCAGCGCCGCUGGGACGAGCUCAACGCCUUCUUUCAGAAAUCCGGGGCGACAAUUGUGUUCGGGCUGAACGCGCUCAACGGCCGCGUCCGUCUGCCGGACGGGUCAAUGGGAGGAGACUGGGAUAUCUCCAAUGCGGCAUCGUUCAUCCGUUACACCGUCAGCAAGGGCUACAAGAUCCAUGGAUGGGAGCUCGGAAAUGAGCUCAGUGGCACCGGAGUCGGGGUCCGGAUCGGGUCCGGCCAGUAUGCCAAAGACGUUGUCGCCCUGAAAUCGGAAGUCGACAAGAUAUACCAAGGCAAUGCAUCUUCAUCCAAGCCGCUGGUGAUCGCCCCCGGAGGCUUCUUCGACAGAGGCUGGUUCAAGGACCUCCUCGUCAAGACCAAGCCAAACAUGCUCAAUGCGGUCACCCACCACAUCUACAAUCUAGGGCCAGGGGUGGACACACAUCUGAUAGAGAAGAUCCUCAAACCGUCGGUCCUCGACGGGAUGGCCAGCACAUUCAGGAACCUCCAGGGGCUGCUGAAAUCGACCGGCACGUCGGCCGUCGCGUGGGUCGGCGAGGCUGGAGGGGCUUACAACAGUGGCCACCACCUUGUGACCGACGCAUUCGUGUUCAGCUUCUGGUUCUUGGAUCAGCUUGGGAUGUCGGCCAAGUAUGACACAAAGACCUACUGCAGACAGACCUUCAUUGGAGGGAACUAUGGCAUGCUCAACACAUCAACCUUCGAACCAAAUCCAGACUAUUACAGCGCUCUACUGUGGCAUCGCCUGAUGGGAACAAAAGUUCUUGCUACAAAAUUCAGCGGCACCAACAAGAUCCGCGCCUACGCGCAUUGCACAAAACGUUCUCCAGGAAUAACCCUGCUGCUGAUCAACCUCGGUGGCAACACCACAAACCAUGUCUCUGUGACAAGUGAAGGUGCUGCAACGAAGCAUGGGAGGAAGGUCAGACAUGUUGUUGGCUUUGCUCAGGGAGCUGGAGCCAUGAGAGAGGAGUACCAUCUCACCCCCAAAGGUGGCAACAUUCAGAGCCAGGUGAUGGUGCUGAAUGGGAAGGAAUUGGCCACUGAUGCAGCUGGGAACAUCCCUAGGCUGGAGCCUGUCAAAGUGGAUGCAGCACAGCACAUUGCUGUGGCACCUCACUCCAUUGUGUUUGCCCACAUCCCACAUUUCCAUGCCCCUGCAUGUAGUUAGGGGGGUUUUGCCCUUUUGGUGUGAGUUUUUCUUGUUAUUGCUGGUUGUUAUAGAUGGAGUAAAGAUGGGUAGCUAAGCUUGCCCAUCCCAAAGAUAAUAAAAUGCAUUGCUGGAUACUUUGUGCAUU
Brachypodium distachyon (stiff brome) is the source of this 2033-nucleotide messenger RNA. Its product is annotated as heparanase-like protein 3. Gene Ontology annotation, cellular component: plant-type cell wall; membrane. Lineage: Eukaryota; Viridiplantae; Streptophyta; Magnoliopsida; Poales; Poaceae. The record is from RefSeq and is a predicted model, not a curated record. Gene Ontology annotation, molecular function: beta-glucuronidase activity. The transcript has 9 exons. The coding region runs from base 290 to 1906 and encodes 538 amino acids.